ACACUUUGGAGAUCUCAAUGUGUGGUCUUCAAAUUUCUUCAUAGACUCUUCUUUUCGCGUCUUUCUCUCCGCCAAUUCUAAUUCUCCUCCCAAAGGUCAGCCAGAUCCAUUCUUCCUUUACAUAGUUUCUUCGAUUUUUAUUUUCAAAGCUGCACGGUUUGCCCAGAUCUUGCAAAACCUGAUUUCAAUGGCUAGUUUUGGGAUCUGGGUAUUGACAAUCUUCUUGAUAUUUCAAUAUGGGUAUGGGUUUUAUCUGCCUGGUAGUUACCCUCACAAAUAUGUCGUCGGGGAUCCUUUAUCCGUCAAAGUGAAUUCCCUGACUUCCAUCGACACUGAAAUGCCCUUUAGUUAUUACAGUUUACCCUUCUGUAAGCCUCCCGAGGGUGUUAAGGAUAGUGCUGAGAAUCUCGGUGAGCUUCUCAUGGGAGAUCGGAUUGAGAAUUCGCCUUAUAGGUUUAAGAUGUACACCAACGAGACCGAGAUCUUCUUGUGUCAAUCCGAUAAGUUGUCGGCCGAUGAUUUUAUGUUGUUGAAGAAGAGGAUUGAUGAGAUGUAUCAGGUUAACUUGAUUCUCGAUAAUUUGCCUGCGAUAAGGUAUACUUUGAAAGAGGGUUUCGUUUUGAGGUGGACAGGGUACCCGGUCGGGGUUAAGGUUGAGGAUGUCUAUUAUGUGUUUAAUCAUUUGAAAUUCAAGGUGCUUGUUCAUAAGUAUGAGGAAACGAAUAUGGCUAAUGUGAUGAGGACCGGUGAUGCUGCUGAUGUUAUCCCUGGCGGCGGUAAACGAGGAUCGGAUGAGCCGGGAUAUAUGGUUGUCGGAUUCGAAGUGAUUCCUUGCAGUGUCAUGCAUGAAGGGAAUCUGGUUAAGAACUUGAAAAUGUAUGACAAAUAUCCGUCUUCGAUUAAAUGUGAGACGACUACCGUCUCGAUGCCGAUCAAAGAAGGUCAGCAAAUCGCCUUCACGUAUGAGGUUGUCUUUGAGGUGAGCGAUAUCAAGUGGCCAUCACGUUGGGAUGCUUAUUUGAAGAUGGAGGGAUCCAAAGUCCAUUGGUUCUCGAUCUUGAAUUCCCUUAUGGUGAUCACUUUCCUUGCUGGUAUAGUCCUUGUGAUCUUCUUAAGGACCGUCAGGCGGGAUCUGACCCGGUACGAGGAGCUCGACAAGGAAGCCCAAGUGCAGAUGAACGAGGAAUUGUCUGGCUGGAAGUUAGUUGUUGGGGACGUUUUCCGUGCCCCGUCCCAUCCUGCUCUUUUAUGUAUUAUGGUCGGCGAUGGAGUUCAGAUCAUGGGGAUGGGAAUCGUGACUAUAUUGUUUGCUUCUCUCGGAUUUAUGUCCCCGGCAUCUCGAGGAACCCUCAUUACAGGUAUGCUAUUCUUCUACAUGAUUCUCGGAAUUGCAGCUGGCUAUGUUGCAGUUCGGCUUUGGAGAACUAUCAGCUAUGGUGAUCACAAGGGAUGGGUUUCGGUCGCAUGGAAGGCUGCUUGUUUUUUCCCUGGCAUCGCCUUCUUGAUUCUCACCACUCUGAAUUUCCUACUGUGGGGAAGCUCUAGCACGGGAGCUAUCCCGUUUUCUCUCUUUGUUAUCCUACUCCUACUCUGGUUCUGCAUCUCGGUUCCACUCACCCUAAUCGGUGGAUACUUGGGGGCAAAGGCCCCUCAUAUUGAAUACCCUGUUCGAACCAACCAGAUCCCUCGUGAAAUCCCGGCUCAAAAGUACCCAUCAUGGCUGUUGGUUCUUGGUGCUGGAACUCUACCUUUCGGUACCCUUUUCAUCGAGCUCUUCUUCAUCAUGUCUAGCAUCUGGAUGGGGCGUGUCUACUACGUCUUCGGCUUUCUGCUCAUCGUUAUGAUCCUCCUCGUCGUGGUCUGCGCCGAAGUAUCCUUGGUUUUAACCUAUAUGCAUCUAUGCGUGGAGGACUGGAAAUGGUGGUGGAAAUCAUUCUUUGCUUCCGGAUCGGUUUCCAUCUACAUCUUCCUGUACUCCGUAAACUAUCUCGUAUUCAAUCUCAAGAGUUUGAGUGGACCAGUCUCCGCAACUCUCUACUUGGGGUAUUCUAUCUUCAUGGUUCUGGCAAUCAUGUUGGCGACCGGCACAAUCGGGUUCCUCUCUUCAUUAUGGUUCGUGCACUAUUUAUUCUCGUCCGUAAAGCUCGACUGAGGAGAUAAUCGGCAGACGAAGAGCUCAAAAAAAAAUCAACCUUUACAUUAAUCAAUCGUAUCUAGUACUUAUUAUAUUGAGCUUUACUUUGUUAGGGAGAACUAAAGGCAGUGACAAUAACAUGUUUUACUUGGAUUCUUUAUUAGUUGCAUGGUAUUGCAUUUGCGUUCUGAUAUUA
This is a messenger RNA of Hibiscus syriacus, 2330 nucleotides long. RefSeq names its product transmembrane 9 superfamily member 11-like. Lineage: Eukaryota; Viridiplantae; Streptophyta; Magnoliopsida; Malvales; Malvaceae. The transcript has 2 exons. Gene Ontology annotation, biological process: protein localization to membrane. Gene Ontology annotation, cellular component: membrane. Bases 188 to 2152 code for a protein of 654 amino acids. The record is from RefSeq and is a predicted model, not a curated record.